Messenger RNA from Fonsecaea erecta, 1695 nucleotides. RefSeq lists its product as hypothetical. The coding region runs from base 1 to 1695 and encodes 564 amino acids. The record is from RefSeq and is a predicted model, not a curated record. NCBI's taxonomy places the organism in Eukaryota, Fungi, Ascomycota, Eurotiomycetes, Chaetothyriales, Herpotrichiellaceae. The transcript is spliced from 6 exons. Gene Ontology annotation, cellular component: lipid droplet.
AUGGCGGGCCAGGCAUCAAACUCCUUGAGAAUUGACACGACGAAUGAGCCUCCAUUUCCGCCCAUCCUUGCCCUCUUCUUGGUCCACUUCGACCAUCGCAAAGGAUACACCUUGGGAUGGAAUAGAUCACUUGACGAUGUCCCCGUCGAGGGUGUCGUCGAGUUCAAGUCCCUGCCGUCCGGAUUGCACAACGUCGAGGAGGAUUUGGUGUACUUUAUCCACGAUGACUAUGCAGGACUCAGCGCUUUCGUCAACAAGGCAGACGAGCAGGCAGAGCGUGCUGCGCGAAUGGUGGCUGUUGGCGCACUGGUUCCUUUGGAACACGGUCGUAUGGGUCGCAUCUGGCGCCAUGCAGAAUCUCUGAUCGAUCUCGCCAAGGCGCAUAUUGCCAACCCGGAAGACGUUACUGCCCUGGAAGAGUAUUGGGAGAAGUACAAGUUACGACCUGAGGAGCCCACGGUGCAGACACCCCUGGACUCUACUGAAGAGGACCCGACCCAACGACCCAACGGCUAUCUCAAGCUCAGGACAAUGUCAACGGCGACAACCUUCAUCUCUCCACAUCAUGCCUUAACACCUCACCAUCCUGCGUUGACACUAAUAGAUUCGAUCAAGCUAUUUGGACCCCUGAUAUUUCCAUUAUAUCGAGCAGCCUUGCUUCGCAAACGGAUCUUGAUCGUCACAGAUGCACCUGUCGAAUUCUGCUGUAAUCUUGUAUAUAAUUUGUCCAUCCUUUCAUCUGUCUCGAAGUCCCUCCUGCCACUCGCGCACGAGGUUGAUGCUCCUAGUACACGCUUGCGCCCGCUGUUCACCGUUGGUGUUAUGGACAUCCCCCAGCUCGAGCAGGCUGGAGCUGCCGGAUCCGGCCACGGUUUUAUUGCUUGCACAACGGAUGAUGUGCUCACCUCAAAACCCAACCUCUAUGAUGUCCUUGUGCUCAUGCCCAAGCCACACUCGCAAACUGCCGCGACGAAAGCGUUUCCUCGCAUUAUUGUUUCCAGCCCCGAAUUGACCAAGGCUUUCCCCAAAGUCUCCAUCAGAGCUACGCAACGGGACUUUCGUCGGUUUACGCACCUCAUGCGUGGUCUUCGGAGGUUAGACCCCAGCGAAACGGCUGUCACUGACGAUGGGACCUCGUCUGUUUCUUCACUUUCAUCCUCGAACUCGACAAACAAGCUGGUCGUAGAGCCUCCAUCCUGGUCUCGAAUGGCAUACACCUCUUUCGUCUGGUGGGCCUCCGCUGGAGAUCGGCGCGAAGGGUUUGCCGAAGGAGAAGAACACGAAAUGGAACGGGACUCGAUACUACUAUAUGGGGAAGACGAGCAGGAGCAGAGUCGCGAAGUGGCCGUGGUAGCCUACUUCCACCGCCUGACCGCAACCAUUUUUCAAACUGUCACAGCGUGUAUUGAGCGGGAAGACAGCGAUAACGAGGGCGAAGGGAUCUAUCACGACGACGACGACGACGACACAGGCCCCGGUGAUCAAGUGGAUCAGGAGGACGAUCGGCCCUUGUUGGCGGAGCAGACCAAGGAGCCUGAGGUCGAGAUCAGUCAUGAGGACAUGCUGGAGAUGGGACUGGACAGCUGGAGCUCGUCGGACAAAAGAUUUGUGGAAGAUUUGACAAAGCUCUGGUGGAAAAGGCAAGCAUCAGUGCGACCAGUCCCUAUUGAUUGCUGUGGACUUCGCAUCCUCUGA